Soboliphyme baturini is the source of this 819-nucleotide messenger RNA. NCBI's taxonomy places the organism in Eukaryota, Metazoa, Nematoda, Enoplea, Dioctophymatida, Soboliphymatidae. The record is from the annotation of a GenBank genome assembly.
AUGCUGCAUAAGCACAAACACGGAUACAACGAAGCGAUGGCAUACGUGAUGUUUUUGCUUCCGGGCAUCAUUGCCUACUGCUCGACGAUCAACGAGGCAAACACACUGUUUCUAAUCUGUGAACGGUACGUGUCUGUGUGCCACCCGCUCUUCUGGAACACGGUGUCGAUGGAGUCAAAGUACCGAAUGUUCCUCGGCUCUUUCCUUAGUUCGUUCGUAGUCACCACCGUCAGGCUGACUUAUUUCGGCACGGUGAGGAUCGAACGUCUACCGUACAACCUCACUACCGAUGACCUGUACCAUGUCGUCCACAGAGAAAGACUCGAUAGCGCCGCUUUCGAGGUAUGGAUGAAUUUCAAUGACAUCUUCAUACCGACUAUGUUUCUGGUGGUGAUGCUGUACGCCACGGUAAGUAUGUGCCUAGUGAUCAGACGACGCAACCAAGUCAAGGUGCAACCGAACAGCACGACGCUUACAAGCGGCCACUGCGGUUCCGAGAGUAGGAGCACUACGGAAUCCCGCAAGGCCACCCACCUUAUGCUGGCCACUGCAAUCACCUUCUCGAUGAGCCAGAUCACUUGGUUGUCGUUGAAAGUGUCCCACAUGGUCGACUUUGACAAGAGCCCGAUUACGCUUUCCAGCACGAGAGCAGAAAUCCAAAUCUGGUUCAAGCUGUACAUCUUACACAACGUCUCCAGCAUUGCCUGCACGAUUUUCGAGUCUGCCUACCACGCUGUCAACUUUUACUCGUAUAUACUUUUCAAUCGCCGCUUCAGAAUCGAGCUCAAGCAAAAAUUGAAGAAGCUGCUUCGAAUUUGA